This is a messenger RNA of Caenorhabditis auriculariae, 1578 nucleotides long. Lineage: Eukaryota; Metazoa; Nematoda; Chromadorea; Rhabditida; Rhabditidae. The record is from the annotation of a GenBank genome assembly.
AUGAAGCAUAGUUCGUUCAAGAAGGUUUUGUAAAGAUUUUUAAAGGCGCAGGCGCUUGAUUUUGUGUUUCUUAUCAUUUUUCCUUCUAAAAAAGAUCCUCAGGUUUUACCAAGACAUUCUGAAAGAACUGUACUCCAUGCUCCACUAACUUGACAUUGAAAAAUGCAGAUUUUGGUGAAAAAAACUUUCUUUUUGUCCAUUUUUUGGCUGAUGCUUCCAAAAUGAUUUUUCUUUGAAAAUUAACAAAAUUGGAUUUUUUUUUUCAUUUUUUCCUAGAUUCAUGAUGCUUUUUUCCCUCUCAUUUUCACUGUUUUUGCUUUCCAGAUGUAUACUUUAAUGAAAACAAUAAUUUUUUACGGUUCUUUUUUCUUCAUUUUUUUUUUCCUACUCCAAUACAUGUACCUUCGGAACAUUCCAUUUCCAUUUUUAGGUUUUAUUGUCAUUUUUUUCGUUUUUUUAUGUGCUGAUUUUUCGAAUUUUAAUAAAAAGUUUUAAAAAAGGUUUGCUUUAGAAAGUUUUCUGUCAAUGCAGUGAAAUAACAAGAAAUUUAUCGGUUGUUAUUUUUUCUUUUAAUUUUGAAAAUGUCUUAUUCUUUUGGGUUGAAAAAAAUGGUUAGUUUUUCUGACCAGGAUUCUUUCAAAAAGUCUGAAAAAUUUUAAAUAUAUUAAUCAUUUAUUUUUUUGAAGAAAAGGGCCUUUGAAAGGCCUUAAUAGCGCCUUUUUAGGAUUCUUUUUGAAAAGGACUUCUCAAAAUAUAAGAAACAUGUCUCGAGAGGAAACUUACAGUACUUCGUUUUUGAACGUGAAGCAGAAAGCUCCGCCCCCAACAACGCUCUCUGUUUGGUUUGGCCUUUGCAUAAGGGACGGAGCUUCAACUCCUAUAGGUGCAAAAUGAGUGGCCCCUGAAGGGGUAAAAUCAAAGUGGUCCCUAUAGGGGUUUAGAGUCUGACCCCUUGGCCCUAAAGGGGUCUUCCAAAUUCAUUCAAAAAACGCUUAUUCAUUCAGUUUUCCCCCUGGAUAUGCUUCUUCGCCUAGAGUUCAUAAAAAAUGUCGACCAGAAUGCCCCUAUAGGGACCAUUUUUGAAAGCUUUACUGGCCUCUGUAGGGGUUGGUAAAGUGGUCCCUAGUUGGACCUUCCAAGGGCCCCUAUAGGGACCACUUUGGAAUUCUUAAGAACUCUAAUACAGUGGGGAACAGUUCUUUUUUUUCAAGAGGUGAGAAAAAUUAGCUGUUUGCAUUUUUUUUUUUGAAAAUCAUUCUCGUUUUUCUAUUCAAGGCUUUUGAAACUUUUUCAUAGCCUGUUCAGAUUUUUAGUUUCAAGUACACUGACGUCAUUUGAAAACGCAAACGGGAUUGGUUUUUAUAAAAGUUGCGGAGCUUGACCGUCGACUGGACAUUUAAUAUUUGAACCGAUUAUGAUUCUUGUCCUCUUAAUUUCAGGGAAAAGCCGGAAAGAUGCAACUUUUGGGAGCAAAAUUCUCUUCACGGUUUCGCUGACCUGGUUCUCGGCCCGCCGACGUCGUCAAAUGGCCGUUUUAUCUUCACGUCGUCUGAUUUUAAGUUGCUUCUUUGCCGAUAA